Cyanistes caeruleus (blue tit) is the source of this 2513-nucleotide messenger RNA. NCBI's taxonomy places the organism in Eukaryota, Metazoa, Chordata, Aves, Passeriformes, Paridae. The record is from RefSeq and is a predicted model, not a curated record.
CGUGCCGCCCGCAGGGACGCGGAGGACGCCGUCUACGGGCGGGACGGCUACGACUACGAUGGGUAUCGCCUCCGCGUGGAGUUCCCUCGGAGCGGCCGCGGCACCGGCAGAGGCGGCGGCGGCGGCGGAGGGGGAGGAGCCCCCCGGGGCAGGUACGGCCCCCCGUCCCGGCGCUCGGAGUACAGAGUGAUCGUCUCGGGGCUGCCUCCAAGUGGAAGUUGGCAGGAUUUAAAGGAUCACAUGCGUGAAGCAGGUGAUGUAUGUUAUGCUGAUGUUUUCCGAGAUGGCACUGGUGUCGUGGAGUUUGUGCGGAAGGAAGACAUGACCUACGCUGUGCGAAAGCUGGAUAACACUAAAUUUAGAUCUCACGAGGGAGAAACUGCCUACAUCCGUGUUAAAGUUGAUGGCCCAAGAAGCCCAAGCUAUGGAAGAUCUCGGUCCCGCAGCCGUAGUCGUAGCAGGAGCCAUAGUCGAAGCAACAGCAGAAGCCGCAGUUAUUCCCCAAGAAGAAGCAGAGGAUCUCCACGCUACUCUCCCCGCCACAGCAGAUCCCGAUCUCGUACAUAAACAUCACUCUAGCUCUGAUCUUUUUGUAGAACCCCAUGUUGUACACAGUUUUCCUUUACUUAGUACAGUCUUUCAUUUUUUUUUUAAAUUCCAACUGUUUUACUCGAAUUGGCUGAAGUGUUGAAUUGCAUUCUUGUGUAAAAUCCCUAGUGAGUAUUUGCUCCUCCACACCGACAUUCCCCUCCUGUCUUUGGUAAAUUGUAUUUUAAUUGCUGUCAGUCAGGAUUGUUCCGGUUUAGUUCUAGUUCAAUACCAACAUUCUUGGAGCCGUGGUAUUGCUGUGUAAAUGUCUCAGUGUUGCGCUGUGGUCGAGACGAGCUGGGGAUGUUGGGAUGUUUGUGGCUAACUUGUCUCUUCUGGGGGAUCUUACAUUUUAUCUUGCCUUUUCGUGUGUCUUUCUGUAGACAUAUCUGAAGAGAUGGAUUAAGAAUGCUUUGGAUUAAAGGAUUGUGGAGCACAUGUCAAUCAUUUUAGGAUUGUCAAAAGGAGGAUUGAGGAGGAUCAGAUCAAUAAUGGAGGCAAUGGUAUGACUCCAAGUGCUAUUGUCACAGAUGAACUUGGCAGUAUUGACCUUAUACUGAGAGACAGGGGAAUUGAGGCCGAGCACCUACGUGUCCCCACGUGUCGCUUCAGGCAUGUUCUCGUGACCGCAGGCUGCGAUUGCUCUUCUCUUUUAAAACUUCCUUUUCUGGGGGGGCAAUUGUGGCCAAAUCCCUGCUUUUGUAAUUCUCUAUUCCAUUCUAGUUUUUUAAAGGAAUAACCGGGGCCGGGGGGGGAGUAUUGGUUUAUUUGUCCUGCAGCGUUUGGUUACAAGUGUCCAUGUCCGUAGUAUCCGUACACUUGUAGUAGAACUUGCAAUCAGAGUAUAAUAUCAAUACUGCUAAAAUCUGCAUGUCCUCUGUGUGACUGAUACAGCGUGGCUGUUGCAUUUUUAUAAGUACCAGAAUGAAAGCAAAAUAAAAAUAGCAAACCUAGUGGGGAAUAGUUUAAGUCUCAGCCCUUCCCCCUCAGACUAAUUCACGAUUGACUCACAAUCCGUGUGAAAACACUGAUUGUUAACGUUCCCUCCAGCUGGGAGUGCAGCUGUAGUCCAGCCAUUCCAUAGUAGGUGGAUAGACCGAGCAGUUAAAGCUUUUCCAGUUUAGUAAAACCAUUUUUUACAACCACAAAACCUCGUACCCACCAAUGCGCUGAGUAUGUUGGCAUUUCCAGUUGACAUAUUGUAAAUAUUUACAAUGUUUCCUCCAAAUAGUAAUUAACAUUUCUAAAGAAAUUAUCUGAGCAUCACCAUUGGAAAGUUUGUUUUGGGGAAUUGAUAGUUAUUACUGUACAUCUGAAUUAAUUGAUGGCAAACAUAACUGAUCAUUCCCCAGAAUCCUAUUUUUUCAUUACAGUAUCUAACUUUUUGCCUCCUCUUUUUUGGUUUUGCUGGUUAUAAAGGUUUGGAUUGGAGAGGGCUCACUGGAUCCCAAUCCUUGGAGCUGGAUCAUUGGAUUCAAAUCAUAAUGUGGAUAGGAUAGGGAGGCUGAAUUACAAGGAUUCAUGGAGCGGGAUCAAAUUACCAGGAACAUAGGAGUGGAUUCCUGCCCCAACCAAACCGCAUUCGUGUGGAUUUUUUUAUUCAACUCAAUUGGCUAUUCCAAAGAUAUUUUUUUUCCUAUUUUUGACGAUUGGAGCCCUUAAGAUGCACGAUGGAGUUUUGCAUUUUUUUGGUAAAAGGAGCAAAGCGAGGACCUGGAGAGGUACGCUGGAGCAAUCUCCUUGGAAGGAUUCAGCACGAGUAGAUGGUAAACCUUAAAGGGGAAAAAGGGGGGUUUGUUUAAAAAAAAUAAAAGUAAAUAAGUCAUUUCUCUAAAUUUAAAGACCAAAAUUGGAGUUAAAGAUGACGUAGGUUUCAAUUGGCCGUUGCUUUUUUUUCUUUGACAAAUAAAAUUUUUACAAAAACA